AUGGUACUUGCCCUUCUGGCCUCUCUGCCGAGGUCACGUCUCGCCGCUGUGCAGCGAAGGAUCGCCCCUCUACUGCAGUUCGAUGUUCUCGGGCUAUUACCGGAUGAAAUGGCGCUUCAGGUACUCUCAUACCUGCCCUUCGAGGCUCUGCUCACAUGCGCCUUGGUGAGCCGAAGGUGGCGGAUGCUCGCCGAUGACCAAUCGCUCUGGCGAGUGCUAUGUACAGAACAGCGGUGGGAAUGGCGGAACCCGCCUGUACCUCGUGAUCGAGGCUAUGUCUCUGACCUAGAUGAUGCUGAGGAUUCCGACGACGAAGGCAUGGGCGAUGAAGAGGAUUCCGAGUUAGCAGUGCAAGACAUGCUUUUGGAUGACUCGGGAUUCUCGUCCAUGCUGGUCGAUCCAGCUUCAGCUUCACUCACGUCCACCCGAGGGCCUGAAGUUGUGAUCCCUAGGCGCAGAGACAGAGAGAGUACCCGCCGUAACUCCGCCUCUGCCUCUCUACUGCCGCAACGAUCUACCUCCCCAUCCGGACCGGACUACAAACUGCUUCAUCAGACGCAUACAAAGAUCCACAAUCGUAUACUCUCCGGGUCGUAUAGGCUUUACAAUCUGCAGACCUCUAACGCAUUGAACUCACAUACCAACGCGAUCUACUGCUUGCAACUAUACACCUAUCCGGAGACCGGUGUCCAGGUCUUAUUCACGGGCUCGAAGGAUCGCUCGAUUAGAGAAUGGGACCUUGUUACGGGAGCCGUGACCCGCGUCAUUGCUGAUGCACAUGAGAGCAGUGUGCUCAGUAUAUGCGUCCACGACGGCAUCCUCGUUAGCGGAGGCAGUGAUUGGCAAGUCACAGCAUGGGAUCUCAAGAGUAACACGCGCAUCAAAUCGAUCCGUGAUCAUCGUGACAGCGUAUUGUGUGUACGAUACGAUGGCAGAAGGCUAGCCUCAUGCUCGAAAGAUAGGACUGUCAGAACGUAUCUGAUGCCAGAUUUUACUCCUCAUCAUGUUUUGUACUGUCAUCGCGCGGCUGUAAAUGCCGUCGCUAUGUCAGCGACUCACAUUGUAUCUGCUUCAGGCGACCGAUCCAUUCGGCUGUGGGACGCAGAGACCGGCACUCUCUUGCGCACAUUUGAGAAUCAUCAUGGCCGAGGUAUCGCAGCGAUUGACUUCCGACCACCAGUGAUCCUAUCUGGCUCAUCAGAUAAACACCUUAGGCUGCUCGACAUCACCACGUCCAAAGGGUGGUCCACCGCGCCAGACUUUAUACGUACUCUCGACACUGCCAACGAGACCGUCUGUGAGACGUGCGGGAAUACCACACGGGUUGCCACUGCAGCUGAGAACGUGCGCUCACCGGGCUGGCCCCGCGCACACGAAGACUUGGUGCGGAGCGUCGCACUCAGCGCAGAGUUCGUCGUAAGUGGGAGUUACGACUAUACCGUGAAGGUAUGGAACCGGAAGACAGGCGCGCUUGUCGCAGAUCUCGCGGGAGGGCAUAAUGGCAGAAUAUUCUGCGUGGGAUUCGAUCGUGCCAAGGUUGUAUCAUGCGGGGAGGACCAGCGGAUCUGCAUUUGGGACUUCUCGCACGGAAUGGACACUUCUUUCGUCAAACUGUAA
Molecule: messenger RNA, 1617 nt
Organism: Postia placenta MAD-698-R-SB12
Lineage: Eukaryota; Fungi; Basidiomycota; Agaricomycetes; Polyporales; Adustoporiaceae
Exons: 7
Coding region: 1-1617 (538 amino acids)
Molecular function (GO): protein binding
Source: RefSeq, a predicted model, not a curated record